Mya arenaria is the source of this 1452-nucleotide messenger RNA. RefSeq names its product multiple epidermal growth factor-like domains protein 10. NCBI's taxonomy places the organism in Eukaryota, Metazoa, Mollusca, Bivalvia, Myida, Myidae. Gene Ontology annotation, molecular function: scavenger receptor activity. The transcript is spliced from 11 exons. The record is from RefSeq and is a predicted model, not a curated record. The coding region runs from base 1 to 1452 and encodes 483 amino acids.
AUGUAUGGUUACAACUGUACUGGUAAAUGUGGCCACUGCAAAGAUGUCUUUCCACAGUGCGACCGUAUCAAUGGGACAUGUCUGCAGGGAUGUGAAACUGGAUAUGCAACCCCGCCACGUUGUUUGCAAACCUGCAACAACAGCUUUUACGGUGAAAACUGUGCACAACGUUGCGGCAACUGUUUAGAUGGUCGCCGUUGUGAUUUCAAGAAUGGAAGCUGUCCUCGAGGAUGUUCAUCUGGGUAUCGUGGCGUCUACUGUAAUCAAACCUGCACAAAAGGACGUUUUGGCCAGAAUUGCUCCUCGCCUUGUGGUCAUUGUCUGGGUGCGGCGGUAUGUGAUCAUGUAUCAGGAAACUGUCCUAUUGGCGGAUGUGAGCGGGGAUUCAACGGUUCCAGAUGUGAAACAACAUGCGAUGAUACCUCAUACGACCAGAAUUGCAAUUCCAGCUGUGGUCACUGCCGGGAUGAGGCAGUAUGCGAUAAGGUAUCAGGAAACUGCCCAGCAGGCGAUUGUAAUAGGGGGUUCAGCGGACCACGAUGCAAUCACACAUGUCCGGCUGGUAGAUAUGGUCAUGAAUGCCAGAACAACUGCAGUGGGUAUUGUUUGAACAAAGAACCCUGUCGAUUUACAACGGGUGUUUGCUUAAAUGGCUGUUCGCCAGGCUACGACUUCAAACAGGAUGACAAAUGUAAAACAGAACAGAAUCAAAAUCCUGAUUGCGAAUCAGAUGUUACGUCGAAAAUUAUUGCUGCAGUUUCAUCAACUAUUGCUAUGGGCUUGAUCAUUGCAAACGUUAUUGGAGUCAGUAUUUAUUGUAGAAGGCAAUCUAAAAAAAGGGAAAUCAAAAGCAACAUGAGCACCAUGGACUCAAACCCGUACACUACACCUGUCCCUGCAUCAUCAACUGGAGAUUACGCCACGCUUGAUAUUAACGAACAAUGUGAAAAACAUCACUUUGGAAUUAACUGCAACAUCACAUGCCAUUGCGAUGAAUGCAAUCAUGUGGACGGAUCUUGUGGAGUUUAUCCGUGUUUUAGUGGAUGGGUCGGUGAUACUUGUUCAGAACCAAUUCAAACUAAUCAUACCUCUAAAGGUGGUGGACUGCGAGUGUCAAUGUCCAUUUCACAAAUGACAAAUGCGGUGAUUAUUCAAGGUGAUAAAAAUGCAUUAGGAUUAAAUCAACAGAUAAACCCUCCUAGACUUGCACGUUACAUCAACAUUACUUCCAUCGCAGGGACGUCAAACAUGAAUGCCACAACGGGGCGUAUGGUGACAUAUGCACUGGUAAAUGCGGUCAUUGUAAAGGUGGCUUUGCACAGUGCGGCAGUAUUAGCGGGACUUGUCGACAGGGAUGUGAAACUGGAGAUAAAUUGUGGAGCAUGUUCAAACACUCUGCCUGUUAAAGUAAACCUGGGAGGAAAUGUGCCCCCGGUGUGCGGCUUAAACUAA